Messenger RNA from Tripterygium wilfordii, 1467 nucleotides. RefSeq names its product lysosomal Pro-X carboxypeptidase-like. Gene Ontology annotation, molecular function: serine-type exopeptidase activity; dipeptidyl-peptidase activity. Gene Ontology annotation, biological process: proteolysis. NCBI's taxonomy places the organism in Eukaryota, Viridiplantae, Streptophyta, Magnoliopsida, Celastrales, Celastraceae. The transcript has 10 exons. The record is from RefSeq and is a predicted model, not a curated record. The coding region runs from base 1 to 1467 and encodes 488 amino acids.
AUGAAAUACUCAUCGCAUUCAUAUCAAUGGAUUCCAUUGCUGUUUUCAUUGUUUUUCUUCACAUUUGUUUCUGCGACCCCGUUCAUCCUAACAAAACUGAAAGGAAGACACUAUACAAAUCGUGGAAUUUCAUCAAAGAGCCUUCCAGAUGAUUUUAAAACGUUUAAAUAUUCCCAAACACUUGAUCACUUCAACUACAAGCCAGAAAGUUAUCAAAAAUUUCAACAGAGAUUUGUGAUUAAUCAAAAGUAUUGGGACGGUGCAGAUGGUACAACCAGUGCACCCAUUUUUGCACUUCUCGGUCAUGAAGACUCGUUAGAUGCAAGUAUUGGGUUAUUGACUGAUCAAGCUAUCAAGUUUAAAGCUCUUCUAGUCUACAUAGAGCAUCGAUAUUAUGGGGAAUCAAUCCCAUUUGGGUCAGCUGAAAAAGCUUUCAAAGACGCAACCACGCUUGGAUACUUAAACUCUGCACAGGCUUUAGCAGACUAUGCAGAAAUUCUCAUCCACGUAAAAGAAGAGUUUGAAGCUCAGAAAUCUCCUAUAAUUGUCAUUGGAUUAUCAUAUGGUGGAAUGCUUGCUUCAUGGUUUCGAUUGAAAUAUCCACAUAUUGCAGUUGGAGCUCUAGCCUCCUCAGCUCCAAUUCUUUUCUUUGAGGAUAUAACGCCACAAAACGCAUUCGCUUUGGUGGUAUCCAAUGACUUCAAAGGAGUUAGCGAAAAUUGUUAUGAUACUAUAAAACGAUCUUGGUCUAUAAUUGAUGAAAUUGCUUCUGCCCAACAUGGGCUACGACUUCUUAGUACGAGAUUCAAGACUUGCAAGGACCUGAAAGAUUCUUCUGAACUCAAGAAAUACUUGGAAGCAAUAUACACAAUUGCCGCUCAAUCUAGCCGCUCACUUGUACAAAAAAUAUGUCAAAUAAUUGAUCAAGCUCCUACAGAUGAUUCUAUUCUUGACAAAAUAAUGGCAGUUGUCGUCGCUAUAGCAGGUGAUGCACCAUGUUACGUUAUUCCACCCGAAAGUGCUCCUGAUCAGUCAGAUAAGGCUUGGGAAUGGCAGAAAUGCACAGAGAUAGUGAUGCCUGGAGGACGUGGAGAUGAAACCAUGUUUCAACGUGCUCCUUUUAAUCAGAACGAUUACAACAGCCUUUGCAUGCUCUUGUUUGCCAUUAGACCUCGAACUCAUUGGAUAACUACUUACUAUGGGGGUCGUGAUAUAAAAUUAACUCUUAAAAGAUUUGCUAGCAACAUUAUUUUCUCUAAUGGGUUAAGAGAUCCUUAUAGUAGCGGCGGGGUAUUGGAGGAUAUUUCAGAGACAAUUCUUGCUGUGACGGCAGAACAGGGUACACAUUGUGAAGAUAUAUAUCCUACUAAGAAUACUGAUCCAAACUGGUUGGUCACCAUGAGAGAAACCGAAUUCGAAAUAAUUCAAAAAUGGAUCACACAAUAUUAUACAGAUCUUCAAUCUUGA